GCCCACAGUCCUGCCAAUAAAAGCAAGGCUCAUCCCUGCUGCAGAGAACUCUAUUUCCAUACCCAGCAGCACAGCUGCCUCCUUCUCCUGUGACCUUCCAGCCAUGAAGUGUCUUUUCCUGUUUCUUGCCAUCCUUCUGGCCACAGAACCAGUGGUAUCAGGCAGACGUCACAUCCUUCGAUGCAUGGGUAACUUGGGAAUCUGUAGACCCUCUUGCAAAAAGGCUGAACAGCCCUACCUCAACUGCAGAAAUUAUCAGUCAUGCUGCCUCCAGUCCUACGUAAGGAUAGACAUUUAUGGCAAGGAGGGGAAAAACGAAUGGAGCCAAGAGAACCGCUGGCCAAAAAUAUCUUGAGUGCUAGUGAUCACCAUCCUCAACCUGCUGCCAAUACCCCUCAUUAAAAUUCAUGCACCUGCCAA
Camelus dromedarius (Arabian camel) is the source of this 420-nucleotide messenger RNA. It is a transcript of the gene DEFB119, whose product is annotated as defensin beta 119. Gene Ontology annotation, molecular function: lipopolysaccharide binding. The record is from RefSeq and is a predicted model, not a curated record. The transcript is spliced from 2 exons. Gene Ontology annotation, biological process: defense response to Gram-negative bacterium; antifungal innate immune response; defense response to Gram-positive bacterium. Lineage: Eukaryota; Metazoa; Chordata; Mammalia; Artiodactyla; Camelidae. The coding region runs from base 104 to 355 and encodes 83 amino acids.